This is a messenger RNA of Penicillium riverlandense, 885 nucleotides long. Its product is annotated as SGNH/GDSL hydrolase family protein. The record is from RefSeq and is a predicted model, not a curated record. The coding region runs from base 1 to 885 and encodes 294 amino acids. Gene Ontology annotation, molecular function: hydrolase activity, acting on ester bonds. NCBI's taxonomy places the organism in Eukaryota, Fungi, Ascomycota, Eurotiomycetes, Eurotiales, Aspergillaceae. The transcript is spliced from 3 exons.
AUGCUCUAUCGUUCCUCGAACUCUGACACCGCCUCCGGUGGCUAUAUAUGGGCGCGCUUUGUGGCCGACUCUGCUGGUGUCAAUCUGUACAAUUACGCAGUCAGUGGUGCGGUAUGCUCAAAUGAGAUUACACCUCGAACCUUUUCCGCCAUCAAUGCGCCUUUCCCCUCGGUUUUGGAGUACGAGGUUCCUGCAUAUAUAGCCGAUAGCAGGUACAUCACUCGAUCCGGACGCCGAUUUCUAGAUAUCCCACCUCUUGAGACGGUGUACUCGAUAUGGAUCGGCACAAAUGAUCUAGGGUAUGACGCAUUUAUCACCGACUCGCAGGUGGCGAACAAGACGAUCCCAGACUACAUUGAUUGCGUUUAUUCAUCCUUGGAUAAAGUGUAUGAAAAUGGUGGUCGGUUUUUUGUUCUUAUGAACGUCGCACCAUUGCAGCUGGUCCCAUUAUAUGCGACUCCAGAACACCAUGGCGUUGGACCAAACCAAUACUGGCCCGAUAAACCCAGCAAUUUGACAGAGAUCAGUUAUCGGAUGUGGGAACAGGUUGCCACCGUCAACAAUGUAUUCAAAUAUCAAACACCCUUCGAACUCCUCAUCAAAAACCGAUAUCCGGGUGCUAGAUUUGCUGUGAUGGAUAUGAAUGGCUUAUUAACUGAUAUCUACAACAACCCAGAAUCCUACUCGACUGGGAGCGCCCCUCUAAAUGUCACUGGAUAUGAUAAUCACUGUAACCUCAGUGGAGCUGAUUGCACAAGACUGCCCUCUUCCAAUUCCUUCAUGUGGUUUGAUGAACUUCAUCCGUCACAGCGGACCGACCAAAUCAUAGCCAAGAAUUUUAUAGAUGUUGUGAAAGGGAGAAGUGAGUGGGCAACUUAUUGGUAA